Messenger RNA from Sparassis crispa, 1122 nucleotides. RefSeq lists its product as hypothetical. The record is from RefSeq and is a predicted model, not a curated record. Gene Ontology annotation, molecular function: protein binding. NCBI's taxonomy places the organism in Eukaryota, Fungi, Basidiomycota, Agaricomycetes, Polyporales, Sparassidaceae. Bases 1 to 1122 code for a protein of 373 amino acids. The transcript has 2 exons.
AUGUACAGCCAGCUCCCGAAUGAGACGCUCACCAUUAUCUUUGAGAAUUUGCAGCCUGGCGUGCUAGCUGAAGUAAUGCGUGCAUCGCAUCGCCUUCGAGCCGUCACUGAGCGCAUCCUGUAUGCCAAUAUUGUUGUCGCAGAGAGCCUCUCCGCCGCGUCACUAAGCCCUGUCCACACCAUCAAUUGCUGUGAAACGCUCGUCGCCCAUCCACACCUCGCAGACGUCGUCAGGAAGCUCGCCGUCCGCUGGCAUACAGACCCUGGCCCACGCGAGCCAUAUCUCACUUCGGUCAUCCCUGCCGUCUCCACUCUCAAUCAAGCGCUAUGCUCGCUCAUCCACCUUGAAUCCCUCGAACUUGCGUUCGGACUCACCGGUGCCCCUCUUUCGCUGCAUGACGUUCUGACUCACUGCACCUUCCCGGCGCUCCGUCUGUUUGCUUUGAGCGGGAUCGGUCGCGGCACCCUUCCGCCCAAGUUCCACGCGCCAUCGCCGCCCAUUGCGUGGUUUCUCGCAGACACGCCCUCUAUCCAGCACCUUCGUCUACCUGACCUCCACGAGCGCGUCACACUCGCGCCCGCGGAUCUCCCCUUCCUCGCUACCUUCCGCGGAUCGCCCAUCGCUGCUGCAUCUGUCAUUCCCGGGCGCCCUGUGCACUCGCUCGCCCUCGUCGGCCACCAGUUCGUCACGGAGCCGGACCUUGAGCAUAUAGCGCAGUCUGCUGUGCGCAUCCGAUGGCUCGACCUCAGCGGCAUGUCAGUUACACCCAUCCUCCUACGCGACAUCUCGAGGCACCUCACUAGCAUGGAGUUCUUGAAAGUCAGGCUCGCGCUGCGGCAUACCCUACACCAUUCCCUUUCAGGUAUUAGCAUCCUCGCGGGCCUCACUCCCGUGCUCGGUGCAUUCCCUUUACUGCGACAGCUUGACCUUUCCCCAACGAGCGUCAUUGAAGGUGUCGGUUCCAGUAAUGCACUCGAGGAGUCCACAUUAUGUACGACAUGGGCGCGCAGCUGCACCGCACUUCGGCAUAUUAUCUUUCCGUCGCACACAGAGUGGACAUUAGCACCCGAACAAGUGUGGGUGCCCCAUGCGCAGGUACCUGCGCGGUAUACGAAGGCGUAG